Anolis carolinensis (green anole) is the source of this 3421-nucleotide messenger RNA. It is a transcript of the gene sppl2b, whose product is annotated as signal peptide peptidase like 2B. NCBI's taxonomy places the organism in Eukaryota, Metazoa, Chordata, Lepidosauria, Squamata, Anolidae. Gene Ontology annotation, biological process: membrane protein proteolysis. Gene Ontology annotation, molecular function: aspartic endopeptidase activity, intramembrane cleaving. The record is from RefSeq and is a predicted model, not a curated record. The transcript has 15 exons. Gene Ontology annotation, cellular component: lumenal side of endoplasmic reticulum membrane; Golgi-associated vesicle membrane; lysosomal membrane. Bases 130 to 1974 code for a protein of 614 amino acids.
UGCCACCGGGCGGCUCCUCUCCACCAAUCAGCGCCUCGCCUUUUCUCCUCUUCCUGUCGUGCCGCUCUAGGACGCCGUUGCCGGGUAACCGGGCCGGAAGUAGGCCUCAAGCCCGGACAAUAGGCGGCCAUGGCGGCGGUUGGCGGCUGCCGCGCGAGGCCUCGGCCGGGGCUGAUGCUCCUGCUCCCGCUCCUCCUCGCCCAGGUGGGUGCCGAGUUCGGGAUGGUGCGCGUCUUCCCGGAGAAGGGCGGCCCCAAAGGGAAGGACUACUGCAUCCUCUUCAACUCCCAGUGGGCCCACCUCCCCCACGACCUGGGCAAAGCCUCUCUGCUGCAGCUGCAGGACCAGACGCUGUCUGUGCUGUGCGCGCCCUCGGACGUGCCGGCGGGGGGCUUUGGCAACGCGGUGCCCAUGGUCCUGCGCGGGAACUGCACCUUCUACGAGAAGGUCCGACUGGCCCAGGUCAACGGCGCCCGCGGGCUGCUCAUCGUCAGCCGAGAGAAGCUGGUCCCUCCGGCCGGGAACGCGAGCCAGUACGAGGAGAUUGACAUCCCGGUGGCGCUGCUGAGCUACGCCGACAUGCUGGACAUCGGGCGGAGCUUUGGCCGCUCGGUCAAGGUGGCCAUGUACGCCCCCAACGAGCCCGUCCUGGACUACAACAUGGUCAUCAUCUUCCUCAUGGCCGUGGGCACCGUGGCCGUGGGCGGAUACUGGGCCGGGAGCCGGGACGUCAAGAAGCGCUACCUGAAGCACAAGCGUGACGACGGGGCGGAGAAGCAGGACGACGAGACGGUGGACGUGACGCCCAUCAUGAUCUGCGUGUUCGUGGUCAUGUGCUGCUCCAUGCUGGUCCUGCUCUACUGCUUCUACGACCAGCUCGUCUACGUCAUCAUUGGGAUCUUCUGCCUGGCGGCCUCCAUCGGCCUCUACAGCUGCCUCUCGCCCUUCGUCCGGCGCUUCCCCCUCGGCAAGUGCAGGGUCCCCGGCAACAGCCUGCCCUACUUCCACAAGCGCCCCCAGGUCCGCAUGCUGCUCCUGGCCGCCUCCUGCAUCGCCGUCAGCCUCGUCUGGGCCGUCUUCCGCAACGAGGACCAGUGGGCCUGGAUCCUGCAGGACGCGCUGGGCAUUGCCUUCUGCCUCUACAUGCUGAAGACCAUCCGGCUGCCCACCUUCAAGGGCUGCACGCUGCUCCUCCUGGUCCUCUUUGUGUACGACGUCUUCUUUGUCUUCAUCACGCCCUACCUGACCAAGACCGGGGAGAGCAUCAUGGUGGAGGUGGCCGCCGGGCCCACAGACUCACUCACCCAUGAAAAGCUCCCGAUGGUGCUGAAGGUCCCUCGCCUGAACUUCUCCCCGCUGGCCCUCUGCGACCGGCCCUUCUCCCUCCUGGGCUUCGGGGACAUCCUGGUCCCAGGCCUGCUGGUGGCCUAUUGCCACAGGUUCGACAUCCAGGUCCAGUCCUCGCGCGUGUAUUUCGUCGCCUGCACCAUCGCGUACGGGAUCGGCCUGCUGGUGACGUUUGUGGCGCUGGCUGUGAUGCAGAAGGGCCAGCCGGCGCUGCUCUACCUGGUGCCGUGCACCCUCCUCUCCAGCCUGGCCGUGGCCCUCGCCCGCAGGGAGCUCCCCAUGUUCUGGACCGGCAGCGGGUUCGCGAAGGACCUCCCCCCGCCCCCCUUGGUGGUCUCCCCCCCUCCGGAGACCCCCGCCCCCCCUCCUCCCCCUCCUCCUGCUGUGGCCCCGAAAGAGGAGGAAGAGGAAGAGCAAGGGCAGGAAGAGGAGGAAGCAGCUUCUCUGGCAGCUGGAGGCGAUGCCGAAGAUGAGGGGCCGCCACCGCCGGCAGGAGAGGCCCCGGAAGAAGAAGAGGAGGAGGAGGAGGAGGAGGGGGAGCCCGGCCCCCCACGGAGCCCCCAGAGAGGAGGGACCGGACCGGACCAGGGGGGCCCCGCGGAAGGGCACAACGGACCCCCCAACUAGCCCCUCCCUCCCUCUCGUGCCGGGGGGGGGCAGGGCUGGGUCGGGGUUCGGACCCCGGCCUCGGCCAGCGGCAUCGCCCCCCCCCUCCUUCCAUCCACCUAUCCUCCCACCUGUCCUUCUUUCUCUCCUUCCUUCCUUCCAUUUAUCCUUCUUUCCUUCCAUCAUUCCAUCCAUUCUCCCAUCUAUCCUUCUAUUCUUCCUUCUAUUCUCUCUCUCUCUCUCCCUUCCUUCCUCGUUCCCUCCCUCCUUUCCUUCCAUCCAUCCAUCCUUCUAUCCACCCUUCCUCCCUCCUAUUCUCUCUUCCUUCCUUCCUUCCUUCCUUCCUUCCUUCCAUCCAUCCUUUUUUCCUUCCUUCCAUCCAUCCUUCCUUCCUUCUAUCCACCCAUUCUCCCAUCUAUCCUUCCUUCCUUUCAUACAUCCAUCUUUCCUUCCGUCUAUCCUUCCUUUCCUCCUUUCUAUUCUUCCUUCCUUCCUUCCUUCCUUCCUUCCUUCCUUCCUUCCUUCCCAUCCCAUCCCAUCCCAUUCCUUCCCUUCCUGAAUAUGGUGCUUUCCACAACGAGGGUCCUGGUACAAUUUCAGUGGCGGCGCCGGCGGCACAGGGGGCGCCAGCGCAGCCCCCUCCCUCCCUCCCUCCCUCCCUCCCUCCGCUCCCCACAAAGAGAGAGAAACACAAACACUGUUGUGCGCUUGGCUUUGGGAGAGACUCGGACUCGGACCCCGGGCCCUGCACAGAAGAGGAGGAGGAGGAGGAGGAGGAGGACCCCCACUUGUGGGUCUCGUUCCCCACUUGACCGGCGCCUCAACGGAGACAGAUCAUGACGGUCUCCCCGGAUCCGGUGUCAGGAGCAGGAUGGGGGUCUCCAUGGACUUGGGGGUCUUUUGAGUGGGUGGGGGGCUCCUCUCAAGGUGUCUCUGAACUUGUCUGUGUUCCUUCAUUAGCUCCGACAGAGAGACAGACAGACAGACAGACAGACAGAGAGAGAGAGUCAGCGCAGGAACUGAGACCCCUCCCCAGAUAAGUCUUAACUCUCUCUUUUGGGGUGGGAUUCGCCCCUCUUCUGUUUUGUUUUGGGGGGUUUCUGUGGGGUCUCCUUUGCGUAUCCUCCUCCCUUUGUCUCUCGUCGUCGCAUCCGUCUGUCCGUCACCCCGUGUCCCCCCCCUCCGUGUCCCCCCCCCCCCCCCCCCCGUCCUUUGCUUUCGUUUUUUCUUUUCCGAGGAGCCUCCUUUUCUAGAAAGGUGUUUUGUUCUCGGCGACAGGCAGGCAGGCAGGCAGGCAGGCAGGCAGGCGCUUGCUCGUCCUUAGACACUACGGGAUUAUGCCUUAAUUUAAGCCAUUUUAUACAUAACGAUGAUGACGGUGAUGAUGUAUGCGGAACGGACGCCCGGCCUUUCGCGUCGGGCGAGAACGAGAAUAAUAAUAAUAAUAAUAAAACUUUGACGGAAGACA